Mangifera indica (mango) is the source of this 1773-nucleotide messenger RNA. RefSeq names its product BEL1-like homeodomain protein 9. The record is from RefSeq and is a predicted model, not a curated record. Bases 150 to 1517 code for a protein of 455 amino acids. Gene Ontology annotation, biological process: regulation of transcription by RNA polymerase II. The transcript has 4 exons. Lineage: Eukaryota; Viridiplantae; Streptophyta; Magnoliopsida; Sapindales; Anacardiaceae. Gene Ontology annotation, molecular function: DNA-binding transcription factor activity, RNA polymerase II-specific; RNA polymerase II cis-regulatory region sequence-specific DNA binding.
CUCUUGGGACAGGUAAAACUGUACGGUUGGUUCCAGAGACCUUGGAAUCAUAGAGAUAUAUGCCAAAACUUGUUUCCAGUUCAUAGUAACUUCCUUUUCUUCAUCAGCCGUCGACUUCUCUCUCUUUCUCCAGCUCAAAAGCUCCGUUCAUGGCAGAAAACCCUGAUCACCAGUACCAUGUACCCCAACAAAACAGAAGAAACAAGCUUAGAACCCCCACUCAUGCCAACCAAGAACAACCCUCAAAACCCUCAGCCUCCGCCUCACUUUAUCAACUCAGCCCACCGACACUAUCACCACCUUCUUCUUCUUCACCACAAAUCCUUUUCCCCGGUUGUGUCCAAAGCUUCUUAACUGAUUUUAACCACCAGCCCUUUCCAUCUCUUCAACCAUUUCCCUUGAAUGCACAAGGGUAUGAUCCAGUUUCAGACUUGGGAGAUUUCUUGAAGAUCAGAGGUGAUGCUAGAAGUUUAGUUCCUCUGGGUCCAUUUACAGGCUACGCUUCCAUUUUAAUGCGUUCAAAGUUCUUAAGGCCAGCACAGCAGCUUUUAGAUGACUUUUGUGGUAUUGUACAUUUUCAAGCAUCGGACUUUCAAAUGGAUGGUUUCACUGACAGUGCAGUUCUUAGAGAUUUCAUUGCCUUCAGUAACAGAGUUGAUCGUUCAUGGAGGAACUCCAAGCUGAUUAUGAUGCUAGAAGAGGUUUACAGGAGAUACAAGCUAUACUGCCAACAGAUGCAAUCAGUUUUUGCAUCGUUUGAAUCUGUAGCUGGGCUUGGAAAUGCAGCUCCAUACAUAUCUUUUGCUUUAACUGCCAUAUCUAAGCAUUUUAGUUGCCUCAAGAAUGCCAUAAUGGACCACGUUGUGGUCUCUAGCAAGACUCUUGGUGAUGGAGUCUUUUGCAAUGACACUGUUGCAGGAUCUGGGGGGGCUGCUGAAUCAAGUUUUGAUGGCCAAAUUUUGGGAUUUCUUCAGCCACCCAUCGGACGAUCUCAGAGAGGACUUCCGGAUUUUGCUUUAUCUGUGCUCAGAGCUUGGCUCUUUGACAACUUUUUGAACCCUUAUCCUUCGGAUUUGGAGAAGCAAAUGUUGGCCCGGCAGACUGGUCUAUCAAGGACUCAGGUUUCCAAUUGGUUCAUAAAUGCAAGAGUAAGAGUGUGGAAGCCGAUGGUGGAAGAGAUGGAUCUGCUUCAUCAGGGACAGCAAGCUCAAGGACCAUCAGAAGCUGUAAAUGUUGAUGAUGUUCCCAUGUCAUCUCAUCACCUAAACACAAUUUCUCCUGAGAGAUUUCCUUUAACCUCACAAAGCGAGAAGGCUCAACAAGCUACAACUAAACGCCGCAGAGAAAAGUCUACUCAAAUGACGCACAAUGGGGGUGGCAGUGGAAGCAGUGGUGUUUCUCUAGCAUUGGGGCUCCAACAAAACGAAGGACAUGAGUUUUCUCAGCCCUCCUGUAACCAUUUGGUGCCAUUUCAACCUUGCAACGGAUGUUGUGAUGGAUUUGACCGCAGGAUUUGAAGCUCAAAACCAGCAAUCUUGGAAGGGUUUAAAAGGGAGGCUAAAUCAAUGCAUUUGACUAAUUACAUUACCUGAAAUUAUUUUCUUUUUACUUAGUUGUGUUCUAGCUGUGAAUAGACCCAAUUAAUAAACAAUUAGGAUUGUGAAUUCUCUUUGUUUCCCUCAUCGAACAAGACUUUGCUAGACUUUCUAAGAACCCCUGUCACUACCCUAGAUGGGGCUUUAAUGUUAAAUGGAACUGCAACUUCUUGUGUUU